AUGUGUCCUCGGGAAGAGAAAGCCUUAGCUCGAUGCCUCCGAGAUGCACUGAACACCUACAUACCUCAUUUAGUCACAGGUCUGCCGGAGUGGAACAUCCCGCCAUGCGAGCCGCUGUUCGUGCCGUCUCUCUCGGUGCAACACUCCGCUGGCCCCAUCACCGUCACCUCCACCUUCACUGACGUCACCGUCACAGGACCUUCGCACAUGCGCGUUUUGGAUGUCAAAGUAAACCCCCGCAAACACGAGGUGGUGGCGAAGCUGUCGAUCCCGGAGCUGAAGUUGCACGGCAACUACCAGCUGCAAGGACAGCUGCUGAUGUUGCCUAUAGAGGGAGAGGGGAAAUUUUCUGCCAAAUACGGUGACAUCGCGGCGCUGAUAACCAUCGUGCUGGGCAGGCAGCAUCGUCCCAAUGACGUGGACGCGCUCAAGUGUCAGAGCCUGAGUGUCAAGUUCCACGUCGGCACCGCUUCCAUGCAGCUCGAGAAUCUCUUUGGUGGCGACGGAGAACUAGGUAAAGUAAUGAACAACUUUCUGAAUGAGAACUGGCAGACCUUAGCUGAGGAGCUUCAAGCGCCGAUAGAGCAAGCCCUGAGGGACUUCUUUAAGCCGCUCGCCGACCACGCCUUCGCUACACUUAACGCUGACGAUAUAUUGUCCCCCUAA
Messenger RNA from Pectinophora gossypiella (pink bollworm), 666 nucleotides. RefSeq names its product protein takeout-like. The transcript has 5 exons. The record is from RefSeq and is a predicted model, not a curated record. Bases 1 to 666 code for a protein of 221 amino acids. NCBI's taxonomy places the organism in Eukaryota, Metazoa, Arthropoda, Insecta, Lepidoptera, Gelechiidae.